This is a messenger RNA of Erythranthe guttata (spotted monkey flower), 1075 nucleotides long. RefSeq lists its product as uncharacterized. Gene Ontology annotation, biological process: protein phosphorylation. Lineage: Eukaryota; Viridiplantae; Streptophyta; Magnoliopsida; Lamiales; Phrymaceae. The record is from RefSeq and is a predicted model, not a curated record. Gene Ontology annotation, molecular function: protein serine/threonine kinase activity; ATP binding. Gene Ontology annotation, cellular component: EKC/KEOPS complex; nucleus; cytosol.
UGCCCAACCCACGUAAUUCUUAAACCCUCCUCUUCCCCCAACGAGAACUUCAGACUCUACAACUGCUAACGCCGCCAUCGCCGGUCAACUGCCGCCGCAGAUAUGGAGAUGAAGUUAGAUGGAGAAGAGGGUUCUGUUGUUUUAAUUAAGCAAGGAGCUGAGGCCAGAGUGUUUGAGUCAACUUUUGUCGGCAAAAGGUCAGUUGUUAAGGAACGUUUCUCGAAAAAAUACCGGCAUCCAUCUCUGGACACAAAGCUCACUGUCAAACGUCUCAAUGCGGAAGCGAGGUGCAUGACAAAGGCUAGAAAGCUAGGGGUUUUGACCCCCGUGCUGUACGCUGUUGAUCCUUUGAUGCACACGUUAACAUUCGAGUUUGUGGUGGGCCCCGCUGUGAAGGACGUAUUACUCGGCUUUGGGUUGAAAGGUAUCGUUGAAGAACAGUUGGAUGAUAUUGCUACACAAAUUGGUAACGCCAUUGGCAAAAUACACGACGGUGGACUUAUCCAUGGCGAUUUGACAACAUCGAACAUGUUGAUCCGUCAUGAUACCAAUAAGCUGGUACUCAUUGAUUUUGGUCUAAGCUUCACAUCAACCCUUCCAGAAGACAAAGCUGUUGAUUUGUAUGUUCUUGAACGAGCUUUGCUAUCUAUGCAUUCUUCAUGCGGCAAUGUGAUGGACAAAAUCCUUGCUGCAUAUAGGAAAUCCUCAAAGCAGUGGUCUUCGACCUUGAACAAACUAGCACAAGUGCGACAAAGAGGAAGAAAGCGCACAAUGAUCGGGUGAUCUCUGUCAACCAUAUGUUCGACACGAAAGAGACGCCGAAAACAUUGGUUGAAGGAGAAGCUGUGCAUAUAGCAUUAUUAGUACUUCAAUUAUUUCUCCAACGAUGUGAGUUUUCACGACUAAAUGCAGCAAAAGCUUUUAUCCGUGUAUUUUUAUUGCGAUGAACUGAUUAUUGCUUAUAAAGAAGGUGGAUUAUAUGUUGUUCAGUUGUUUUUAUGAUCGUUCCGACAUUUAUUCGAGUUGAUACAUGUUUGUGUCAAUAUAAUUUAUUAUGCUUUGGCGGUGCCGUGCA